GUUUCCAGCCACGUGCUGUAUGCACACUGAUUGAAGCAACCACCCGGAAAGUUCACGAUUCUGCGCUGUGGCCGCAACGCCUUCGCUUGGCUCCCUUUUGGGGUGGGGCAGACGAAAUAACGAAAUGACGAACGCAUCAGUUUUGCAGUGCAGUUUUGUGAGGGUUUGUUAACUGGGAUUAGGCACGCCAUCGCUCGAUAUAUAGCGGCGGGCCAAUGCGUUAAGCCAAAAUGACGUAAGCUCUCGCACGAAUAUGUCAACAGCUCAACCGAAACUUGGCCAGCGUGUACAAGUAGCGGGCAAGCAUCAACUUAGCGGCCGUGUCGCCUAUGUGGGGCGCACCACAUUCGCUGGCGGCCAGUGGUUCGGUAUUGUGCUGGACGAGCCGCGUGGCAAAAACAAUGGCACUGUCCAUGGCAGCACCUACUUCAAGUGUGCGCCCAACUGCGGCCUCUUUGUGCGUGCCCAGCAGCUGCAGCCGUUGCUAGGCUCCAGCCCCAUGGACGAACUCAAGCGCAAACAGGACAAUAAUCGCACAACGGUGAGCAUGCAACGUGAAACGAACAAGCUGAAGCUGACCCACAGCAGGCAGCGCAGCAGGCAGACAGCAGCAGCAGCAGCAGCAGCAGCAGCGGCAGCAGAAGAGCAGAGGGAGGCGAGCUCAUCAGCCGAGCGCUUGAGCAGAAGGCCACCAGAGAGUGCAACUUUUACCAUGACCACGUCCAAGACUUGGAUAACUUCCACACAGCUGCAACCACAAGCGCCACCAAAGGUACCAGAUCCAGAGCCAGUGCCUUUGGUGCGGCAGCAGCAGGCAAUGCAGCCGGAGACUGUAACACAGAGUAAAUCAGCAGAGGCUCAAGCUCAGGCUCAAGCUAAGACCCUGGCUAAGGAUCAGGCUCAGACUCAGGCUCAGGCUAAAUCUCAGGCUAGAGCUAUGGCUCAGGCUCAAGCCCAGCCCCAAGCUGAGGCUCAGACUCAGGCUCAAGCUCAGGGCGAGACUCAGUCCCAGGAACAAGCUGAGGCUCAAGCUCAAGCUAAGAGUCAGGCAAGGGCUAACGCUCAGGCUCUGGCUAAGGCUCAGUCCCAGGAACAGCAACAGGCUCAGUCCCUGGCUCAGCCGCAGGCUCAGUCCCAGCAACAGGCUCAGGUUCAAGCUCAGGCUAAAACCCAGGCUCAGGGCCAGCACCAAGCUGAGGCUCAGACUCAGUCUCAAGUUCAGGCCCAGGCCCAGGCUCAGACUCAGUCCCAACUUCAGGCUCAGUCCCAGGCUCAGCCACAGCCCCAGCCACAGUCUCAGUCUCAGGCAGCUCGAGCCCAGUUCGAGCGGGCCGCUGUCCAGUCAUCCGUAUUGACGCCACCGGCCAUGACCUGCAAUCAACGACGCUCCACAUCCUAUACACAGCUGCGGCCGACGCGCAUCAGCCAGCCGAAGCCGACGACGGCACAGGCGCAGAGCACCACGGCGCUGCGCGAGGAGUUGCAGCUGCUGCGUGUGCAGCGGAGCGAGGACAAGCUGAAACUGCUGGAGCUGGAGCGCAUCAAGAUCCACAACGAACAGCUGCUGGAGUUCAAGUCGCAGAUCAUGACGCAGCAGGUGCUGCUGCAGCGCGAGUUGCAGCGCUGCCGGCACGAGCAGCGSGAGUCGCUGGAGCUGACGGCCAAAUAYAAGCGGGAGCUGGACGACGUGGCCGAGAGUGUGGAGCUGCUGACACUGGACAAGGAAAUGGCYGAGGAGCGUCUGGAGACGCUGCAAAUGGAGCUGGAGACGCUGCAGGAGCGCAACGAUGAGYUCAGCCUGGAUCUGGAAAUACUGCGUGCCGAGCAGGAGCAGGACCACAACGAAGACCAAUGCCUGGAGAAGACGGAGAAGCAAUCCACGAACACGACGACGCUGCAGUCGACGGGCGAGCUCCUGCGCCUCGAGCAAUAUAACCAGCGACUGCGAGAGACGGUGGUCCGACUGCGAGACACCCUGGCCCAUGAGAAGCAGCUGGCGCAGCGCACACACAAGGAGCUGGAGACGAAACACUCGGAAAUCAACGAGCUGAAGAGCAUCAAAGAGCUGCAGAGCCGACGCGUCGAUCAAAUGGAAAUGCAGCUGAUGGACCUGAAGGAGCAGGUGGAUGCUUCACUGGGCGCUGAGUCCAUGGUCACGCAGCUGGCCACGCUCAAGCUGGAGCUGGAGGAGCGUGUGAAGCUGCUGGAAGAUGAGGUCUCCGAGCUGGAGGCGCUGGAACAAAUACAGGAGCAGCUCAUCGAGAGCAACCAGGAGCUGGAAUCGGAUCUGCGGGACGAAAUCGACAAGCUCAACRGCCAGGUGAARUCGCUGGAGCAGCARAAGAACGCCGCUGUGGAAAGCCUCUACGAUCGUGAUGUGACCAUAUUGAAGUUCAGAGAUCUGGUGCGUCAGCUCCAGGAGCAGCUGCAGCUGAAAUCAGACGGCGGCAAUCUCUCCAUCGAGGACUUCAGCAGCGCCAAUGAAUCGCAGCAGGAGGAGACCUCCCAGCAGAGCCUGGCCGACUACCAGCACAUCUUCAGCGUGAGCAAGGCCUAUGGACGGGCAUUGGAGCAGCAGCUCAAGGCUGUCGAGCUGCGACUCGAGCGCCAGCAUCUGGAGCACGUGCUGGCCUUUGUGCCCGAGCAGUUUCUCCUGCGCGGCGGUGAGCACGACGUGGUGCUGGUCAUGCUGCUGCUGGAGCGCAUGAACGACAAGCUGGAAAUCGUUUGCCAGGCCAUCAAUGAGAAGUUUCCGAAUGCCUGCGAGUUCGGUAAGUUAAAGCAGGGAUAACUAA
This is a messenger RNA of Drosophila arizonae, 2795 nucleotides long. RefSeq names its product Dctn1-related (gene Dred). NCBI's taxonomy places the organism in Eukaryota, Metazoa, Arthropoda, Insecta, Diptera, Drosophilidae. Gene Ontology annotation, biological process: cytoplasmic microtubule organization. Gene Ontology annotation, molecular function: microtubule plus-end binding. The record is from RefSeq and is a predicted model, not a curated record. Gene Ontology annotation, cellular component: cell cortex; nucleus; microtubule plus-end.